This is a messenger RNA of Adelges cooleyi (spruce gall adelgid), 1621 nucleotides long. RefSeq names its product BTB/POZ domain-containing protein 9-like. Bases 8 to 1621 code for a protein of 537 amino acids. The transcript is spliced from 11 exons. The record is from RefSeq and is a predicted model, not a curated record. Gene Ontology annotation, molecular function: protein binding. Gene Ontology annotation, biological process: adult locomotory behavior; circadian behavior; modulation of chemical synaptic transmission. NCBI's taxonomy places the organism in Eukaryota, Metazoa, Arthropoda, Insecta, Hemiptera, Adelgidae.
UAACACAAUGACGUUUGUUUAUUUUAUUGCGCUCAUCGUUUUAAGGUCAGCUCCAGCAUUUUCUAAUCCUACCGGUUAUGCAUCGUCUUCCUCUAAUCCACCCGGUUCUGAGCAAAUCGAUCACGUUCCCUCUUUGGUCAACGACAUUAGCAAUUUGUAUGAAAAUGAAAAGUAUUCUGAUGUUAUUUUAGUUGUAGAUGAAAAACGAUUUCAUGCCCAUCGUAGUGUGUUAGCAUCACGCAGUGAUUAUUUCAGCGCAUUGCUGUUUGGAGAUCAUAAAGAUUCCCGUCUAAAGGAGGUGCCAAUAAAAGAAGGAUCAGCAACCUCAGUCAAUGUUCUUCUUAAAUAUAUAUAUUCUGGUAGAGUGGAUUUAAGUACUCUAGAGAGUAAAGUUAUUGUGGAAUUAUUAAUUCUCUCGAAUGUAUAUCGUUUUUCAAACUUACAAUUUUCACUGUCCGAGUAUUUACUGAGUAAAAUCGAUGAACACAAUGCAAGUUCGUUGUUUGUUGUGGCACUUUACUAUCAAAUCAAAGAACUCGAAAUCGAAUCACUCAAUUUUAUCGACAUUCAUGCUUUGGACGUAUUGCAAUCUGAAGAUUCGCUUUCUUUGACUCCCGAAGCAUUACUUCUAAUUCUCAAUCGUGACAUGGUGUAUGCUAAUGAUUUGGAUAUAUUCCGUGCGGUUUGUCGCUGGAUAAAAAAAAAAAAAGACGAAAUUGAUGGUGAAGCUAAAACCAAAAUUUUAUCAGCUGUCAGAUAUCAGCUUAUGGAUGAUGAAGAACUGUCCGAAGUUAGGCGAUCAGAGCUGGUUAGUUCGGAUUCGAGUAUUUUGGAUGUCAUAAUAUUGAGUAUAGAGUCCCUCCCACAAGAAUUUAAAGAUCAAGGACGACUAGAACCUAAUGUGAAUUUCGCUGAAGACACGCCCAAAAAGCUUUGCCAAAUUGAUGGCGGUACCAUGAUCACGUUAGAUCAUCCAUCGAAAAUAAACUAUAUUGAAAUGGAGUUAAGCGACAAACAAGCAAAAUCUUACACUUAUUACAUUCAAGUAUCGAUGGAUAGCCACAAUUGGUUGCGUGUAAUAGAUCAUUCAAAUUAUCAUUGUCGGUCAAUUCAACGUUUGUGGAUUAUCCGAAGAUUUGUUAGGUACAUCCGUAUUGUUGGCACCAAUAAUACUAGUAAUAAGAGUUUUAAUUUUUUGAAAGUCAUGUACAAUACGGAAAAAUUGCACUGGGUGGAAAUCAAAAACGGAUUAGUGGCACCAAAGUACAAUGUUACUUUAACAUCUAUGGAUUGGGCCAUAGUCAUCAGACAACCAGAUUGUUUACAAAUUCAACUCGCCCAACCGUAUAUGCUUAGUUCAAUGAGGAUACUGCUUAAUCAUGGCGAAAGCCGAGCCUGUGGUUACACUAUUCAUGUUUCGGUCAAUGAUGAAGAUUGGGAUAUUAUUGUAGAUAAAUCUAAGGAGUCGACCCUAUCGUGGCAGUUGUUAAAAUUUGAUCCAAGACCGAUAGUGUAUAUACGUAUUACUGCCGUUCGCACUUCAGAAAAUGACAAACUGUUUAAACGUAUAGCUUUGUUGGCACCUGCUGGAGUAGAUUUUAACGCUAUCCCAGAACAGUAG